GUCAGUUUGAGAUAACAUGCUGUCAUUCACAAUCAUUUCUUGAUCAUUCUUCAUCUCAUACAUUCACUCAUCCAUCUAUCCAUCGUUCUCUUCUUCUUUCCAUUCCUUACUCAUUUUCUUCUGUUUCCCUACUUUUUUUUCCCUGGCGACAUACUUGUGUCUUUUUAGGAUAUUUUGAUCAUCAACACUAUGCCGCCGCUACCCCCUCCACAAGCCCCAGCGCCUAAGUUACCACACUCACGUCAAGUAGUAGCCAGAUUAGCCCCCGAGAUAACCCUCCAUAUUCUCUCUUUCUUACCUUACCAUGACCAUCCAAGUGUCCUUUGGCCCAUCCUGACUCUCUGCAAGUCCUGGGCUCGCCUUGCUCUCGAACUCCUCUAUGAGCAGCCUGUUUUGUCUCGUAGCUCAAUCGAUGCUUUCAUUACAACCCUUUCACUCCAAGAUAGACUCAACGGCGAAACAAUCUUCUGGGAUACACAACCGCCUGUUCCUCAUGCGCGUCACAACCUUGGCAUUGACUAUCGCUCUCUUAUUAAAAAACCUUGCCGCAUCAUUGGCCCCGACGACUUUGUCAAGGAGGACUUGAUCCAACUUUGGGAUCUACAGGCACUUCUCUGGACAGCGCCUGCUUUCUCAAGGAUUGGCUUUUCUUCGUCCUCCUCUGCUUCGGCUUUGUUGAGCCCAACUGGUCCAAAAACAUCUAUUUUGCCUUUAUCUAACAUAACAGCUUCUACAACUCCUUCUGAAUCAUUGAAUAUUACUACAUCUACACAUCCACCAACCUCUACUAAGCCUGUCCUACAACGGCGAAAGAAAAGGUCAUUACCGCCACCAGGGCCUGUUGUUAUGCUACUGGAUGUAUCCAGAGUCAUUUCAGAUCCAAUUCAUGAGAUUCUUCGCGAAGUCCCUGGGAUGAAAUUGCAACGGCUCUACUACAAGUGGCUUUUAAAAGUUCCACUCCUGGAGCUUCUUGAAAUGAAUCUGCCAUAUCUUCAAGAGCUGACAUUUUCGCGUCCACCUACAAGGCAUAACGAGUUUAUGGCUGUAGCUGAGAUUCUUGGCCGGGCCAAGCAACUUAGGUCCUUAACACUCGACCACUGUCAGGCAGCAGGUAAUACUGUUCUUACACAGCUUGCUCGAUCUUGUGGAUCGUCAUUAAGGACACUGGAGAUCCGCCAGCCUAUCACGAUCAGGCCCAUGGGUAAUCACUCGCUCUUUCCUGUCGAUGGUCCUGCGGACUGGGAUAAUGGUAGCAAUCAGAAUUAUAGCAAUAAUAAUGCCGGUAAUAAUUAUGAUAAUGCGGAAAUGGAGGGAUCAUGUCACAUCUGUUCACAAUGCUUCAGCCUCAGUACUGUGGAUACAGCAGAAGGAUCAGCAGAGAGCAAUGUCAGCGAGCUUAGCGUACCAGAAGCACCAGUAAUAACUCCUUCGGCGACGGUUGCACUGGGCAGUAACAUCUCAGUGCAAGUAGAUGUUGAAUCCAGGACUGAUUUAGCACUCAAAGAGCUUAGCCACCACUGUGCACAUUUAGCACGCCUUCGGUUGCAACAUCUUACUUGGCUCUCGGACGACUCAUUGGCCGACUUUCAACCUUGCUGGGACGGUAGCGAGAAGAGAGAAGGAUUGGUGGAGAUUGAGCUUCUGGAUUCGUACUAUGGAUCACAGGUGACAGUGGAGGGUCUACUGGAUCUAUGCGGGCCUAGACUAAAGGUUUUCGUUGUGGACAGGAAAUCCUGUUGGCGUACAAGGACCAACCUCAAGGCGGAAAAGCACCCGUCAUCUAGGCUUAGCAGAGCUUGUUCUCGCUGUCAAGAAAUAGGUCAGAGCAUGGUCAUAUCAACAGGCGAUCGACUUGUAUCAGGACUAAUGCACAGAGAGAACAACACGAAGAGGAUACGUUGGUUGGAGACACUAGUGUUGAUCGAGCACUGGGUAUCCCUACCUAUACUUAAAGCUGCCUUAGAGUGCUGGUUUUUAACCUUGCGAGUCUUGAACGUCCGUUUGUUUAAAUGCUCCAUGGAGAAUCUAUCAAAUGCAUUGAAUCCUGUGACAUCUGAAAUAUGCUCAAGUGCACUAGAGAACAUUACACUAGGUCUCCCGUGGGUAGAUGUUGGUAGCGACGAUGUUUCAGAGCUAGUGAGAAGGACUUUUGCGACCCACAUGAGUCUAAGUUGUCUCGAGAUUAACAAGCAUAUCUGGCAAAGGAAAGAUGUCGGUGUUUCAGAAGGUCCUGCUUCGUCAAGUUGAAGCCUCAAAAACUUGUGUGCAACACAGAAAAAUAUAUAUGGCGGGGACAUUUCAUGAUACGGAUUGUCUCUUUUCAUCGAUCAGUCAACCAUUACCGGCAUUAUUGGCUAAACUAAAAGUUCCAUGGCUCAACUUUCGAUCGUUGAAAAAAAUUGGACAAUCGGCAGAACCACCUUUUCUCCUUAUUUUCGUCUAUCCCCUGGAUGGCCCUUUUUUUUAUUUUAUUUUAUUUUAUCAAAAAUUGGUAUAAACUCCUUUCGCCUUUUUGUUUUCCAAUACAACUAGGCAUUGGAAUAUGGAGGCAUAUGUGUUAUAUGUCAUAAUGCGACAGAUUUUAGCGGUCUGUUCGCCUUCUUCCUGUCGGGACACAACCUUAUCGAAAGACUUCCUUCCGAGCUUCGAAGGUUGCGGGAAAAAAUAAAAUAAAAUAUGUCAUCUUGUC
Messenger RNA from Lobosporangium transversale, 2689 nucleotides. RefSeq lists its product as hypothetical. The transcript has 2 exons. Bases 190 to 2247 code for a protein of 685 amino acids. The record is from RefSeq and is a predicted model, not a curated record. Lineage: Eukaryota; Fungi; Mortierellomycota; Mortierellomycetes; Mortierellales; Mortierellaceae.